ACCGUUGCCUUGUGAAUCAAGCGCCAUAGUCACCGUAGUCCUGGCGACUGUUACCCAUCAACAACAACCGCUCCUCUCCUGCUCCUCCUCCACCUCCUGCCGCUCCUCACCCCCAUCCUCACCCCCUUCCUCGCCGUCACCCGCAACAACAACAACAACAACCACAACAACAGCGGCAGCAGCCGCCACCUCCGGCACCGACGACAGCGGGGACGCCGCCGCCGCAGCCCGCCUCAGCCCAGAGACCACGAUGCAGACAUCAGAGACUGGGUCGGAUACAGGUUCAACUGUGACUUUACAGACAUCUGUGGCUAGCCAGGCAGCAGUGCCCACGCAGGUAGUACAGCAAGUACCAGUUCAACAACAGGUGCAGCAAGUGCAGACUGUGCAACAGGUACAGCAUGUCUACCCAGCCCAGGUUCAGUAUGUGGAAGGAAGUGACACGGUCUACACUAAUGGAGCUAUCCGAUCAACAACUUAUCCAUACACAGAAACCCAGAUGUACAGCCAAAACACUGGGGGAAAUUAUUUUGAUACUCAAGGAAGUUCUGCACAGGUGACAACAGUGGUCUCCUCUCAUAGCAUGGUGGGCACUGGAGGGAUUCAGAUGGGUGUCACAGGAGGACAACUCAUUAGCAGCUCAGGAGGGACCUAUCUGAUUGGCAAUUCAAUGGAAAAUUCUGGUCAUUCAGUGACUCAUACAACGCGGACUUCCCCAGCUACAAUUGAAAUGGCGAUUGAGACACUGCAAAAGUCUGAUGGUCUGUCCACUCACAGAAGCUCUCUUCUCAACAGCCAUCUUCAGUGGCUUUUGGACAAUUACGAAACUGCAGAAGGAGUGAGUCUCCCAAGAAGUACCCUUUACAACCAUUACUUACGACAUUGUCAGGAGCACAAGUUGGAUCCAGUCAAUGCCGCCUCCUUUGGAAAACUCAUACGGUCAAUCUUCAUGGGAUUACGGACACGAAGACUUGGAACUAGGGGCAACUCCAAAUAUCAUUACUAUGGGAUUCGUGUCAAGCCAGACUCUCCUCUUAAUCGACUACAAGAGGACAUGCAAUAUAUGGCUAUGAGACAACAGCCCAUGCAGCAGAAACAGAGGUAUAAGCCUAUGCAGAAAGUGGAUGGAGUUGCAGAUGGCUUCACAGGAAGUGGUCAACAGACAGGCACAUCUGUUGAACAAACUGUAAUUGCCCAAAGUCAACAUCAUCAACAGUUUUUAGAUGCAUCUCGAGUACUUCCAGAGUUUGGAGAAGUUGAAAUAUCUUCUCUACCAGAUGGUACUACCUUUGAGGACAUCAAAUCACUGCAGAGUCUUUAUCGAGAGCACUGUGAGGCAAUACUGGAUGUGGUAGUAAAUCUUCAGUUCAGCCUGAUAGAAAAAUUGUGGCAAACUUUCUGGCGCUAUUCUCCCUCUACUCCACCUGAUGGCACUACCAUUAAUGAACCAAGCAAUCUGAGUGAAAUAGAAAGUCGACUUCCAAAAGCAAAGCUGAUUACUCUGUGCAAAAAUGAGUCUAUUCUGAAAUGGAUGUGUAACUGUGAUCAUGUGAUGUACCAGGCUUUGGUGGAGAUUCUCAUUCCUGACGUCCUUAGACCUAUUCCUAGUGCCUUGACCCAAGCCAUUCGCAAUUUUGCAAAAAGCCUUGAAGGUUGGCUUUCAAAUGCCAUGAACAAUAUUCCACAGAGGAUGAUACAAACCAAGGUUGCCGCUGUAAGUGCCUUUGCCCAGACUCUGCGAAGAUACACAUCUCUUAAUCACCUGGCUCAAGCAGCUCGUGCUGUACUUCAAAAUACUUCUCAAAUCAACCAGAUGCUCAAUGAUCUUAACCGUGUUGAUUUUGCCAAUGUUCAGGAGCAGGCUUCCUGGGUGUGCCAGUGUGAUGACAACAUGGUUCAGAGGCUAGAAACAGAUUUCAAAAUGACUCUUCAACAGCAAAGCACUCUGGAGCAGUGGGCUGCCUGGCUUGAUAAUGUAAUGAUGCAAGCACUGAAACCGUAUGAAGGAAGACCCAGCUUUCCUAAAGCAGCACGGCAAUUUCUGUUAAAAUGGUCUUUCUACAGCUCAAUGGUGAUUCGAGAUUUAACCUUGCGCAGUGCUGCUAGCUUUGGCUCUUUUCAUCUGAUCCGCUUGCUUUAUGAUGAAUACAUGUUUUACUUAGUAGAACAUCGUGUUGCUCAGGCAACAGGAGAGACACCUAUUGCAGUUAUGGGAGAGUUUGGUGACUUAAAUGCUGUGUCCCCUGGAAAUAUGGAUAAAGAUGAGGGCAGUGAAGUUGAAAGUGAAAUAGAUGAAGAGAUGGAUGAAAAUGGAGAGCCACAAGCCAAGAGGGAGAAAACAGAGAUAAACCAGGCAUUUCAGGUGGGCUGCAUGCAGCCUGUGCUUGAGAGUGGAGUACAGCAGAACCUCCUGAACCCAAUUCAUAACGAGCACAUUGUUGCAACUACUCAGACUAUCAGACAAUGCAGUGCUACAGGAAAUACAUAUACUGCAGUCUAAUAUGAAACUUUCCCCCCGUUACAUUAGCCCUUUGAGUUUAAUAUGAAAAAAAAAAAAAUAAAGAGAGAAAAAGUCUGAAGGUUGACUGUUGUCAAAUUUUAACUGUGCUGAACAUAAUUUUAUUGGAGUUAUUAAAUGGAAUGGAUGUAUGUAUUUUGCCAGAUCUGUUUAAAAAAAGAAAAAACAACAGAUUUUUUUGUAAACUGAAUCAUUUUGCAUUGGCCACUCAAUAUGAAGAGUUUUCUUAGAAUCAAAUGCAAGGAAGAUUUUUGCAAAGCUUAAUGUUAAUGUUUUUGUCCUCUUAUAAUAAUUUAAAUUUUUUCAUAGUUUUUUAAAAAAAUUAAUGUUAAUUAUUAGUUAUGACAAUGAUUUCAUAUACAUAGGUUUCUAAUUAGAUGCUCUUCUGUGAAAUAUCAAAAGAACUAUUUUCUUUGAUUUACACUGGAGGCAUACUUAUUUGACAGCAGAUGUAUCAAAUUUGUUAUAAAAGGUGCUUUUCCUUGGACAACUAAAAGACACUAUUUUUAAAAAAUUGUGAGCAUUCAGGGGGAAAUUUUGUAAUAAUGUUGGAGGAUUGGGAGAUAUUCUAGUUUCUUUCUGUAAGGAAGAAGCAAGUUUAAAUAAUGGAAUUGUAAUAGAAUGUGAUAAUGUGUACGUAAUAAACGUACCUAAUUAUCUGACCAUUAUAUUAACAAUGCAAGGUUCCUUUAAAAUCAACAGUUCCAGAUAUUAUUUCCUUACCAGUUCCUCUGUUUUGAAGACUACUGAUUCUUUAUGUGGCACCACUGAACAGGUGCUUUUAGCUGUUGAGUGGUACUGUAGUUGUUAGAAGCUGAAGCUGAAAAAGAAGUGACUUGAUUAUUAUUGUUAAUUUCUAAGUGUACGUGCUACUUAAGCUGAACUGGACAUACAGGAAAACAUUCCAUUUGGAUGACUUUCUUCUAUUCCAGGUCUUUUCAUAUUAGUUGUUCAAUCUGCUGCUCUUAGAAAAGAUGAUUUAUAGAGUGCAAGGAAUGUAGCAACCUGCAUCAUUUUCCUUUCAAAAAUAUUUCCUUGUUGUUAAAGUGGAAUUAAAUUUUUACAAAAAAAAAAAAAUUAGAUAAGGCAGUGUAACUGGCACACCUCACUUGUACUUAUUCCCAAUUGUGUAGAAUUUGAAUAGGUGGCUAGAUGGACCAUUGCCAUUUAAGAAUGUACAUCAGGGAUCAUUGUACCUCGGCUAUUACAUGGUGCCUUAAACAGAACUGAAGCUAAGAUUUAGUACUUUUUGUUAUUCUUAAUUCUUAAAUUAAUUCAACAAGGUGUGCCUGUCAUCUUCAAAUUCCCUAAGUAAGGACAGGUUACAUAGCCUUCAAAAGAAGAAAAUGAUUUUUUAUUAUUAAAUGAUUUUAAUAUCCCUCUUAGAAUGACAAUAAACCUAUUUUUUCUCAUUUCUAGCUGGAUUUCACUUUAUUACAAAUAAAAUUUGCUUGGGAAUUUAGAAGGCAAAACUAGCUUUAAUACCAACUUCAAAUGUCAAAAUAGAUUGACCAUAGUCCCAAGCAUGAUUAUAUAUUUUUUAGACCCCUGUCUACUUUUAAUUUUAAAAAGUAAAAGUAAAUAAAUGAGCAGGUACAUAAUGCAGUGCAUGUUUUCAAUGUGUAUAUUUUGUGGGGUAUCAGUCUGAUUUUACAUAUAAUGGUUAAAUCUCAUAAUGACAGUUUAUAUAGCCCAUAUUGAUUGACAUUAAACAAUCAGAUUUUUCUUCUUGAACAUUUCAUUAUGCGGACACAUGAAUUUGCUACACUAAAAUAAGGAAUUAAAUAAGAAACAAAGCCAAACACUAAAGGAGAGCACAAAAAGAUCAACUUUAUACAAAAGACUGUGUAAGAAAAUUAGGGUUUCAUUUAUUUUGGUUUAUCUACUGUGUCUGUAAAAUGACUUUGAAGUAAUAUAUACCAAAUGGGAAAAUAACGUGAAAUGAAUAGCGUACUUACAGCAACAGGUUUGUUGCUAUAAACUACAUAUGCUUCAAAGACAGCUACAUGUGAACUGAAACGUCCUAACAUUAUUGUUGUAAAAAAUAAAUUUAAAUUCCUUUACAGAAUGGGGAGGUGAACCCAUCCUGCUUAUUCUGUGUAGGCAAAAUUCCUAGUUAAUGUCAGUAGAAGGCUUUUGCCUCAGUAAAAAGUGAAAGUGAGGCUUAUAUUCAUUAUUUCUAAACUCAUAAAUGCACUGAAUCUCAUUAUAUAUUUUGUUCUCACAUAUAUCGCUCAGUGUGUCCUGAUUUUUCCUUGGAAAUCAGCACAUCUGUACCCUUCACCAAAAAUGCUAAAACUAAGCUGUGAUAAAUAUUUACUCCCCUUCAUUGUGCAUUAUAAGAUGUUUACAAUUAAAAUAAAGUGACAUAAUUGAACUUUUUUUUUUUUUAAUUUUCAACUUUUUAAAAUUUUGUAGUACUUCUUUCAGUUUUUGUGUUGACAAACCUAUAAUGUUUUCUUAUUAUUGUCUUUUAUUGGUUUAAUAUUGUAUUUGUUGUUGCUGAGAAAAGAGAAUGAUUGUACUAGGUAAAUCUAGAUCGUUAAAACAAGUGGGACAUGAGUAUCUUUAAUUAUUUAGAUCCCCACUCCCAUCCAGUUGUUCACUGUUCACAAAGUGCAAAAAAAAUAAUAUAAAACCAACCCACAAACAAAAAAAUAAAAACUCUGAAAAAUAAAUACAGAGUUGGAAUGCUGCAAUGUAUUUCAUAGCUUCUACGAACAAUCAGUUAACAAAGCAAAUUAGAACUAUGCCAGGUUUAGAAAACUGAAUGGCAUCUAUAUUCCUGUUCUUAUCAAUUGAUUAUUCUGUAGAGUCUUUAAACACUCUUUUCUUCUACCUUUUUACAAGAUUUUUAAAAGAACUGAGUUACUGUAAGCUAAUUUGUGUAGUUACAGGUUUGGGAGUCUUGUGUUUUAUUUUUACAUUUACUGAAAUUUGAAUUGAACAUACUUAGGUAAAACAUUUUGCACACUCCUACUAUCUUUAAUAGUUUUAGUAAUGAUUAUAUGACAGAGAUAUGAAUACCUCAGUCCAGAUCCUAUAAUGUGUAUCAUGGGGUUGCAUUGACACACCAGCUCUGAAGUCUACUAUUAGUGCUCUGGAGAAGUGUAGCGUGUAGGAUAGACAGGAUAGACAUUACUAGAUCUGAUAACGAUUUAUGUGUUUUAUUUGAUCUUGACAUAGUAUUGAAAAUAAUUAUUUACAGGCAUUUUCUCCAUUAGCACAAAAGGCACAGUGAACAGUGUGAGGGAAUGGGUAUUGUUGAACUACCUUUUCAAAGCACAGGGCCCAAUUUUCAAAAGUUUUAUGUUUAUGAUAAUUUUUGGUACAUUUCCAUCUUUCUCAUGGUAAAUCAGUUUUAAAGCUUUUCUUUUUUAUGUUCUCAAAUAUUUUUUUUGUGCAUGUUUUACUCAUGUACUGUAGCAUGCUAUAAGCACCUUCUUUUAAAAUAAAACUUCCAUUAAAAAUUGGAAAAUAGAUUUGAAAUCAUUUACUUGUAAAAUGAUGACUUACAGCAUUACAGCCUUUAGUUCAUAAAUAAGAAAAUAGAUAAUGUUCUGGUGUAUGGUCAUUCAGGAAUGUAUAGAUCUAUAUACAAAUUUAAUUUAAAGCGAGGUAUUUUUAAAUAUCUAAAACACCUCCUUUUUUUCACUUUUUUUCCCUAAGAGACAUGAUCUGAUGUCUUUGUCAGUAUCACUCGUUGACAUCUGCACUGUUCAGAAAAACUUUUAUAUUAGAGAUGCACUGCAAUCCAAUUUAAUUCAGAACAGUUUUACAAAAUAAAAGUAAUCAUCAUUAGCCAUAAAUUAUCCACUUCCAUAAAAGUGGAAGAAGAAUAUAUUCAUUAAUAAUGUAUGUUUUGGUACUUAUCUGCAACAGUAAUUUCAGAGUUUAAAACAUUCAUUUGAGAGAGCAGCAUGAAUUUCUGAAAAUUGGGCCCUUGUCUCUCUGACGGGACAAACUCUGUCUGUAUGGUUUAAAACAAAUCAGUAAAUGGAAUUGUACUAUCUCUGCUAAUUUGUUUGGUGAUCUAAGACAAACAAAUAAAAAAAACUGGAAUAGGAGCAUAAACACACAGUGCUUAGUUCUAGUAUUAGAAAAUUAAUUUAAUGUAAUGCCUUGCAUUAACCCUUUGAGCAUUGUAAGUCACAUGAUGAGAAUAAAGCUUUUUAGAUAAUAUAAUUAGUCCACUGAACAUAUACUUUGAAAUACCUGAUAGCAUGGUAGAUUUUGUUUGGUUAUUUGUUUAAUUUCUAAAGUAAAUACUUGCAUACUAUAUGGGAAUGAUUUUGUGAUAGGAGGUUCAAUAGGUUUAGCCAAAAUAUUCACUGCCAUUGAUGUGUACUGUAUAAUGGAAAACAGUUCUUCAGCUCCCUUGUUUUCAUAAUUGCAUAAAUGCAUAAAGAAAAUCAAAUGUGUUUCUACAGACAUGAAAAUGUCUAAUUUAAGAUGCCUUUAGAAGGGGAAGGUUUAGAAAAUAUAUUAUAUUUAGCCUAUUUUGAAAAUCUCCUUAGGUAGGUUAGUAUUGGAAUAUUCUGGUACUGUACAAGAGAAUCUUUAGGAUUAAAAGAAAGAUUAGUGAAGAAGAAAAUUUUUACAGAAUAUUUGAUAUGUUUGCAUUAAGAUUUUCUGCAGUUUUUUUGAUAAGCAAGAAUACAAUUAUGUUCAUAUUCCUUUUAACAUUUAGCCAUUGCAAUAAUAACUAAUGGAAAGGUGAAGGUAUUCCGUUCAGCUUCAUCUAUAGGGGUACAAUUUGGAUAGCCCUUAUUGAAUGUCAGAAUUUUAAAAGCAACCCAGAAACUGCACCAGCCUUUUGCCAUGUUAAAAUGCCCCUUAGUUCUUAAAACUACUGCUCGAAAGAACAAGGGAACAAGUGUAGUAGCAAGUACAGAUUCUUUGAGAUUAAGGAGAGAAAUGCCACCUUACUAAGUGAGAGUACUGUACAUUUUCUACUGGUUUCUUGCAGUAUCAAUCAGUCAGCAAACACUAAAUGCAGCUGUACUUAUUUAAGUCUACCUGAGGGCAAAAACAAAGGUCUCUUUUUAAGUUAUUUAAUGCAAUUACAUUAGUAGUAUAAUGCAAGUAAGCUGUAAACAUUUUUAGUCAGUUAAUGCAAAUUCAUGCAGAAUUAAUUAUCAUAAAUGCAAUACUCAAAGGGUUUUAAUUUAACAACUUUUUUAUUCAUAAUUUAAUGUAAAUGCUUCUGAGUUUGCAUGCCUUGAUCAUUGCUGCUAGUGAUUUUAUGUGCCAGUAGACCUGAGUUUAAUUUACCAGUUUAACUUGAGAAAUAGUAAAAGCCACUUACAAAGUGACUGCCUAAUGUUUGUUUGAAGUAAAAUAUGCCUUAGUUUGAAAAUGAUCAUUUUAACUCGUUUUAUUCUGUUUUUUAUUUUCCUUUUCCUUUUGAAAAAAUAAAUUAACAAUUUGGGAUUGGAAGCCCUGAGUAGUUAAAUAAUUGCUAAGAAAUGUUCUUAUAGAUUGCUCAUUAAGGGUGAAAUUUACUGUAGAAAAGAAGGCCCAGAACAAGACUGAGCAUCAAAUGAGCCUCACUUACAUCUAAAUCAGAAAAAAAUAUAUAUAUAUAUUUUUUUCUAUAUUCUUAAGCACUUUCUUGAUUCAGGUGCAAAUGUCUUACAAGAGUUUUCAGUUCUGGAUGAAUUCUACUCUGAAACAAAAAAUGUCCUUGUCACAGGAAUUUUGGAGGGACAACCUCACAUGGAUUGGUAUUUACCAGGAACUCAUUUCAAUUCUUUUUGACUUGCUGAUGUCAUUAAGAGCUUUUUACACGAACACUAAAGGGUUCCCCAAAUAAAGUUUCUUUCCGUACAAUAUUAAUGUGAUUGCUUUGCAUUUAAACAUUAUAUCCAUCUUAAAGUAACCCAAUUAAGCAAUUUAAAAUGUCAGAAAAAUAACACUUUGUACCAAAGCAAGUUGCCCAUCUCCAUGCAUCUUCACUGAAAAUUUGGAUUUACAGUUAAUAACCAAUGAGGCUGUUAAAGAAACUUCGAGUGCCUUUCAAAAACUUGGAAAAUUGUGCCUGAGGUGGUAAACUUUAAUUAGGUUAAUUCUAGAGCUACCAAUCAGUAAUUUUGUCAUCACUCAGGGCUUUCUUACCUUCUAGGAAACUUCCAUUCUUGCAUUUAUUUUAUACUGUAUUUUUUUUAAAGUGCCAUCAUUUAAAUUUUCACUUAGUAAGUGGCAGAUUACAUUAUUCAGUCCCACAGCACAGAAACAUCAUAACACUAGGACAUAUUCAAACAUUUAUUUUGCAGUUGACUGAAUAUAUUAUGUAAAUGAGGUAAGCAACUUUUUGUAGAUUGUAUGUGUGAGAUAAUGUAAUGUUCUUUUCCAGUUUUUGGACUACAGUUGAAUAUACUUUUUAAUUAUUUAAAAAAGACAUCUUUACAGAAUAACGUGAUGGUUUUUUUGUAUAAUGUAUUUGAUUUUGUAAAUACGUAUUUCCUGAUGUGAUUUUUGUGAGAAAUGCUAAAUCUUUUAGUAUAUCAUGUCCUCUCAAAACUGGCAGGAGCUAAAUAAUAGUUUGUGGGCAAUUUGUAUUGUGUACUGUACAAUAACUGGGGAACUUUUAUAAUUAUAAAAAUAUAUAUUAACUUUUAGUGUGUUGUUUAAAAAAAUGACUGGAACAUACUAAAGACAGUAGGAUUUUUCUGAAUAUUUCAGACUUGAACUCAGGCUAGCUUUUUGUGUUUUUCAAAACAAAAUUGUGUCUUGUCUUUUAAAAUCAAUAAAUUUGUUUUCUUGUUACAAA
Messenger RNA from Oxyura jamaicensis (ruddy duck), 9290 nucleotides. It is a transcript of the gene RFX3, whose product is annotated as regulatory factor X3. The transcript is spliced from 17 exons. Gene Ontology annotation, cellular component: nucleus. The coding region runs from base 251 to 2500 and encodes 749 amino acids. The record is from RefSeq and is a predicted model, not a curated record. Gene Ontology annotation, molecular function: RNA polymerase II cis-regulatory region sequence-specific DNA binding; DNA-binding transcription factor activity, RNA polymerase II-specific. Gene Ontology annotation, biological process: regulation of transcription by RNA polymerase II. NCBI's taxonomy places the organism in Eukaryota, Metazoa, Chordata, Aves, Anseriformes, Anatidae.